CAAAAAAUUUGUAAAAAUCAUAAAAAAAUCUACUGUGAAAAUUAACAACAAAAAUUUUUACAAUCUUUUUUUGGUUUUCCAGAAUACGACAGGCAAUGGCUAACAUCUUGGGGUGUUCUAAACUAAUGAUGAGUCGCUGCGUUCAAAUGUUGGGCGGUGCGAAACCACGUGUCCAGAUGCGUCGCUUCGCCAGAAACUCACGCGGGUCGUUGGUAGUGCGUCCAACUAAUCCGCAAGCUGAGCUUGAGCUUGAGAAAAGCAAAGUUUACAAAGACAACAAGCGUCGUUCCAUGUGGCAGCAGAUUGGCUUUGAGGCUCCCCAACCAGAAAGUACGGAACUGCCACAAAAGCGUUUGGAUGACGAACACUACAAGCAUAGAGAUAUUUACGAACGUGAAUACCAGAACACGUGGGCCAGUUAUCCAGAACCCGAAAUAGAACCGCCAAAGAUACAAAUUGACAAUGUUAUUCCACCAGUGCAACGUCGACGAAGCAGAGAUCGACCAACAACAGCCAAACCCGUUUCAAGCAAGCCCAAAGUGGCGUUUCCGGAGAAGAAUCCACACUCUGUUCCACGUAAUCGCAUUGAAGAAGAAGAAUCGGACUACUGCCCUCCUCCAGCAAUGAGUAGGCUAAGGCUGAUGGACAACGAAGACGGCAGAAGGAGGCAAUUUCACUUUUAAGUGUUUAAACAGUACGACAACGUGUCAGGCAAUUUGACUUUCCGAACUUAAUACCAACUCUUGUAUUUUGCGUAUGUCUCCGAAAAUCAGUGAAGAGGAGCUGGUCUCGGAGAAUACUUGGCACUUUUAGUUUGUCGUAUAUGUCAGAGCUUUAGACUUUUUAUAUGCUAGUUAUAUUAACAAGCAUUUACAUAUAUAUAUUGUGGAAAUGGAAAUUUCAAUAGUAAUAAUUAGCAGUGCCUGCAAUACAACACCUA
Molecule: messenger RNA, 940 nt
Organism: Scaptodrosophila lebanonensis
Lineage: Eukaryota; Metazoa; Arthropoda; Insecta; Diptera; Drosophilidae
Exons: 1
Coding region: 96-683 (195 amino acids)
Source: RefSeq, a predicted model, not a curated record